AUGUCUCAUGAGCUUCAAAUUGGUAAUAGUGGUGUGCAAUCAUAUGAUCAAGAGACUCCAACACCAAAAUCUUGCACUCAAGGUGGCUUGGAAACUAUAAACCUUGAUCAAGAAACUGGAUCCGCACCGGCUAUAAAUACACCGAAAAUAAGAUUCCAACCAAACGAGGAUGAACGUCUUAUUCAAUCAUGGUUCAACAUUUCAAAGGACUCGAUUGUUGGGAUUGAUCAAAAAGGAGAUAGUUUUUGGAAGAAGAUUAGUGAAGCUUAUAACAACCACUACGACAAAAAUUGUCAAGAGAGGAAUUUCAUGGCACUAAAAGGUCGAUGGCACAAAACGAUCAAUCCUUAUGUUCCAAAGUUUGUUGGGUGCUACAAACAAGCCGUUGGUUUGAAAAAAAGUGGUAGCUCCGAGAGCGACAUUAUUUCGGCUGCACAUGAUGUUUUUCACCACGACAUGCAUAUAAAAUUCACAUUUGAGGGUGCGCGGAGAUUGAUGAAGGAUGAUCCCAAAUGGAGUGCGUGA
This is a messenger RNA of Medicago truncatula (barrel medic), 525 nucleotides long. RefSeq names its product glutathione S-transferase T3. The record is from RefSeq and is a predicted model, not a curated record. NCBI's taxonomy places the organism in Eukaryota, Viridiplantae, Streptophyta, Magnoliopsida, Fabales, Fabaceae. The transcript has a single exon. Bases 1 to 525 code for a protein of 174 amino acids.